UGGCAGGGAAAGUUGGUGUUUGAGAAUCUCUUCCACAAAUUUGUAUGCUAGCUGCCAACAGCAAACAAAUAUUUCUAUACUCAGUCGAUCCACUCCAUCCUCUGUGCGAUUUAUCAUUUAUUGCACCUGAUGCAUCUCAAUUCUCAGCUGGACCACCCUCAUCGUUCACUGACUACCAAAUGGUAGAUUUUGGUAGCUCAUGAAUGAUUUGCUCACACUAGAGUUAAUCUGUUCCAGAAGAGGAUGUGCCUUUUUUAUGUGCUUUGUUUCCUAUGUCUCAUGUAAUGGCUUAAUUUGGGAGAAUGAAGAAACGGUCCGAACAAGAAAGAUUAAUUGAAUUCUUAGUACCUAAGGAAGCCCUGUUUUCAGGACUCGAUAAGGUUUCCUCUGAGCAAUCUCACAGCGGCAUUACAACGAACAGCUAAAUAGCAAUCGCUAGUCCUUUCUUGCGUGCACGACGACAUCAAGCGGCGCAGUAGGCGACGGAUACGCACCGGCCGGCAGCAUGAUCGGGAUCGCCACCCUCUUCGUUUUCUUGGUGUUCGUUCAAUAACGUGUCGUGUCAAUGGAGCUCAAAAUCGUAUAAUCACGAGGCAGAUUGUAAGAGAGCUGACCAUGUCCCUUCAAACCAAGUUUAGGAAAUCCAAAGAAAAGAAAGGCGAAGACCAAAUCCAGGAGCAACCACCACCGCUCCAGCCGCCGCCGCCGGUUGCUCCGCCAUCUUCCUCGUCGUCCCAGCAAGCCAUAUCUCAAGCGCUAGCGACCACCGCCCACCUGGCCAACCUCCUGCCCACCGGCACUCUGCUCGCCUUCCAGCUCCUCGUGCCGGUCUUCACCAACAACGGCGCCUGCGAUGCCGUCACCGUCCUCCUGACGCGCGGGCUGCUGCUGCUCCUCGCCGCCUCCUGCUUCCUCGCCAGCUUCACCGACAGCUUUCGGGCGACCGACGGCCAGCUCUACUAUGGCUUCGCGACGCGCCGUGGUAUGUGGCUCUUCAACUACGUGGACGAGGGCGGCGCGGGGACUCUGCCGGACUUGACCAAGUACAGGCGGCGGACCAGGGACUGGGUGCACGCGGCGCUGUCUGUGCUGGUGUUCGCGGUGGUGGCGCUGCGGGACCGGAACGUCGUCAGUUGCUUCUACCCGCGGCCGAGCAGGGAGGUUCAGGAGGCGUUGGACAUAGUGCCGCUGGGCGUCGGCGUGCUUUGCAGCUUGCUCUUCGUGGUGUUUCCGACGAGUAGGCACGGCAUCGGUUACCCUAUCACCUCCGGCAACUGAUUCAUUCCUGAAUCUCUUCUUAAUUGUUGAUGUUCUUAAAUUGUUAGAAAUCUUGUAAUAUGAUAAAAAUCGAUCAAAUUCACUUUGGUUGAUUGAGAAAUUUUAAAAAUAAAUGA
This is a messenger RNA of Zingiber officinale, 1394 nucleotides long. Its product is annotated as protein DMP3-like. Bases 616 to 1278 code for a protein of 220 amino acids. The record is from RefSeq and is a predicted model, not a curated record. NCBI's taxonomy places the organism in Eukaryota, Viridiplantae, Streptophyta, Magnoliopsida, Zingiberales, Zingiberaceae. The transcript is spliced from 2 exons. Gene Ontology annotation, biological process: endomembrane system organization.